AUGGCGGAAAAAACAUACAUUUGUUCUUACUGCGGGCAGACAUUUCGAGGGACUUCGGCCUUCAUGGUGCAUGAGAGGACUCACAUAGGAGAGCGGGUCUAUAAGUGCUCGCAGUGUGGGAGAACGUAUCCUUGUCAUUCUGACCUCCUCAUACACCGGAAGAGCCACACGGGAGAGAAGCCCCAUCGACGUCCUUUGGAUGGUGGCAGACGCUCCAGUCGGAAUGCCCCCCUGCCCUCACACCAAGGAGCCCGCCUGGCAGAGAAGUUCGGCUUUGAGAGCGGCCAAGAGGACGAGGGGCUGGGGGGGUCCGCCCGGGAAGCCAAAGCUCAGGUCCUCCUGCAGCCGAACCCCCGGCAUGGGACAUCGGCCCCCCGCCCAGAGGCUUCCUCUCUCUCUCUCUCGAGUGCCAGGAGGGAGCCCGGCAGCUCAGGUUGUGCAAAGCUCACUGGAGACGCUCAAGAGCUGAGCCUGAAGCCAGACUGGCCCAGUGAUCUUGUCGAGGGGUCGAGCGGGUGUGUCUUGAGCAGAGCGGAGCCGGGAGAGACACAGGCAGGGCGUGGAGAAGGAAGACCCGGGGCCUCGAGAAGCCUGGCGGGACACGAGCUGGGGUUGGGGGGGACACGGCUCAGCGCUAAGGUCGUGCAAGGCAGACUCUUGGCCCCAAAGGGCCCCCAGGAGUCGCAGGCCCACCGAACCCACACUGGGGAGAAACCUUUUGAAUGCUCAGAAUGUGGAAAGAGGUUCAGUCAGAAUGGCCAUCUUCAGCAGCAUCAGAUAACCCACACAGGGGAGAAACCUUUUGAAUGCUCAGAGUGUGGAAAGAGAUUCAGUCACAGUAGCAGUCUUCAACUGCAUCAGAGAACCCACACAGGGGAGAAACCUUUUGAAUGCUCAGAGUGUGGAAAGAGAUUCAGUUACAGUAGCAGUCUUCAACUGCAUCAGAGAACCCACACGGGAGAGAAACCUUUUGAAUGCUCAGAGUGUGGAAAGAGGUUCAGUCAGAGCUGCCAUCUUCAGCAGCAUCAGAGAACCCACACAGGGGAGAAACCUUUUGAAUGCUCAGAGUGUGGACAGAGAUUCAGUAGUAGUAGCCAUCUUCAGCAGCAUCAGAGAACCCACACAGGGGAGAAACCUUUUGAAUGCUCAGAGUGUGGACAGAGAUUCAGUAGUAGUAGCCAUCUUCAGCAGCAUCAGAGAACCCACACAGGGGAGAAACCUUUUGAGUGCUUAGAGUGUGGAAAGAGAUUCAGUGACAGUAAUCUUCAACGGCAUCAGAGAACCCACACAGGGGAGAAACCUUUUGAAUGCUAUGAGUGUGGAAAGAAAUUCAGUAGGAGUCGCACCCUUCAGCAGCAUCAGAGAACCCACACAGGGGAGAAAGCUUUUGAAUGCUCAGAGUGUGGCAAGAAGUUCAGUGACCGUGGUAGUCUUCCGAAGCACCAAAGAACCCACACUGGGGAAAAACCUUAUGAAUGCUCAGAGUGUGGCAAGAAGUUCAGUGACCGUGGUAGUCUUCCGAAGCACCAAAGAACCCACACUGGGGAAAAACCUUAUGAAUGCUCAGAGUGUGGCAAGAAGUUCAGUGACCGUGGUAGUCUUCCGAAGCACCAAAGAACCCACACAGGGGAGAAACCUUUUGAAUGUUCAGAGUGUGGCAAGAAGUUCAGUGACCGUGGUAGUCUUCCGAAGCACCAAAGAACCCACACUGGGGAAAAACCUUAUGAAUGCUCAGAGUGUGGAAAGAGAUUCCGUGAGAGUGGCCAUCUUCACCUGCAUCGAAGAACCCACACAGGGGAGAAACCUUUUGAAUGCUCAGAGUGCAGAAAGAGAUUCCGUGACAGUGGUACUCUUCGGAAGCACCAAAGAACCCACACUGGGGAAAAA
Messenger RNA from Gekko japonicus, 1887 nucleotides. Its product is annotated as oocyte zinc finger protein XlCOF6-like. The transcript is spliced from 5 exons. NCBI's taxonomy places the organism in Eukaryota, Metazoa, Chordata, Lepidosauria, Squamata, Gekkonidae. The annotation marks the transcript as partial. The record is from RefSeq and is a predicted model, not a curated record. Gene Ontology annotation, molecular function: RNA polymerase II cis-regulatory region sequence-specific DNA binding; DNA-binding transcription factor activity. Gene Ontology annotation, biological process: regulation of transcription by RNA polymerase II.